AUGUUGCCAGUGCCUGCUCUGGAUUCCCUGAAAGUGAAAGAGGCCAGUACUUUACUGGAAUUGCACUACACAUCCUGCCCUUCCCAGAACCAGCUCUGGUCAAUCAUCAGCUCUCAUUCACCCCCGGAAGCAGUGGAUAGAGCAUUGUCUCCCGAUGUGACUAGAGAAAAGGGGGACGUUAUCACAGAGCCAGGAGCCCCACUGCCUGACACAUGCACCAUGACUGAGACACAGCACUGCACACCAGAUUCCAGUCCCUUAUGGGUCCUGCUCUUGUGUGUCCAUGUCAUUACUCUCCCGGACAGAGCCACACCUGUACAUCCCAGCACCACAGUUACCACUGCCUCAGCUGGAACCACACAGGAUCUCUACUCCUCUUGGCCCCCAACACUCCCAACAGCUAAGCGGUGCCCAGCAUUGGAGGUGACGUGGCCAGAGGUGGAAGUAUCACUGAAUGGAUCCCUGACCUUGUCCUGUACUGGCUGCAGCCACUUCUUCCACUUCAGCAUUCUCUACUGGUUGGGCAAUGGCUCCUUCAUCGAGCACCUCCCUGGCCGGCUGCGGGAGGGUAGCAUCAGCUGGGAACGUAAGAACACAAGCACCUGGCUGCGUAGGACUUUGGUGCUGGAAGAGCUGAACCCUGCCCUGCGCAGCACCAAUUUCUCGUGUGUUCUCGUGGAUCCUGCACAGAUAGCCCAGCGUCACGUUGUCCUGGCCCAGCUCUGGACUGGGCUGAAAAAAGCCUUGCCUCCCACUGAAGAAGCCCUGCCCAGGCCUUAG
Chrysochloris asiatica (Cape golden mole) is the source of this 780-nucleotide messenger RNA. It is a transcript of the gene IL18BP, whose product is annotated as interleukin 18 binding protein. NCBI's taxonomy places the organism in Eukaryota, Metazoa, Chordata, Mammalia, Afrosoricida, Chrysochloridae. Gene Ontology annotation, molecular function: interleukin-18 binding. The record is from RefSeq and is a predicted model, not a curated record. The transcript is spliced from 6 exons. The coding region runs from base 1 to 780 and encodes 259 amino acids. Gene Ontology annotation, biological process: T-helper 1 type immune response.